AUGAUGAGUAGUACAACAAGCAAUAUUGUUGAAGACGAAACUAUGACUGAAUCCGAUAAUCGUAAAAGUUUUCUUAUAUCAAAUCUUUUAUCUGCUGAAACAACACUUGAAACAGAAGAUGAUGAAGAUGAAAAUAUUUCAAUUGAAGAAAAUUUUCAAAAUAAUUCUAAACUACAUCGAGCAUUUCAUAAACCAAUGCCAACAUCAAUGAUAUUUCCACGUUUAAUGUCUACAAAUGAUUUUUCCUAUCUUUAUUAUUUGAGUUAUCAAUAUUUUACAAUGCAAAUGUUAAAAAAUAGUCAAUUAUCAUCACCAAUAAUUAAUUCAUCAAUAAAAAAACCUUUAUCAUCAAUACCAACAUCAUCAUCAUCUUGUUCAUCAUCAUCAUCACCACCAUCACCAAAUCCACCAACAUCAAUAACAAAUUCACGUUAUCAAUGUGAUGGUUGUUUAAAAUCUUAUUCAACAUUCGGUGGACUAUCGAAACAUAAACAAUUUCAUUGUAUAGCACAAAUAAAAAAACAAUUUCAAUGUAAAUUCUGUGACAAAACAUAUAAUUCAUUAGGUGCACUUAAAAUGCAUAUACGUACACAUACAUUACCAUGUAAAUGUAAAAUUUGUGGUAAAGCAUUUUCACGUCCAUGGCUAUUACAAGGUCAUGUACGUACUCAUACAGGUGAAAAACCCUUUCAAUGUGAAAUAUGUUGUCGAGCAUUUGCUGAUCGUUCAAAUUUACGUGCACAUAUGCAAACACAUUCGGAUAUUAAAAAAUAUCGAUGUACAAAAUGUUCAAAAACAUUUUCACGUAUGUCAUUACUUAAUAAACAUAUGGAAAAUUGUUUACAACAAACGACAACGACCAAUACUGAUGAUUGUACCAGUAUGGCUGCAUUUUCGAUUUGA
Molecule: messenger RNA, 903 nt
Organism: Rotaria sp. Silwood2
Lineage: Eukaryota; Metazoa; Rotifera; Eurotatoria; Philodinida; Philodinidae
Source: the annotation of a GenBank genome assembly